UUAUAAACAAAAUAGAUUUAGAUCUAGUCUAGUGAAAAUCUAAGAAAGUCUAACCUAAGGCCUAAGGUCUAAGACAUUCUAAGAUUUAUAUAGAUCUAGAUCUAUAACACCCUGUCGGCCUGUGUCUUGCUAAAUCUAUAUUUAAACACUUUUAAAAUCAUAAAAUGAACAAAGAUGAUCAUCCAGACAUUACUACAGUAACAGUUUCAUCAGCAAUUGUAGAGCUGAAAGCAGAAUUAUUUCGAAAGCAGGAAGAGUUCAAGCAAAAAAAGUUAAACAAUGAGACUUACCUACAUUUAAAACGAUCUAAGAGUUUAAAAAGCAGUUUACUUGAUGAAUCUAAUUCUGGUGUGUUGGAGAGAGCAAAAAAAGAUGUUGAGAGUAGAUCUCCAGUUGACAAUGAAGAUGACAUGCUACAGAAGUCUAGGAAAAUUCUAGAAGAGAAAGCCAAACUGUAUGACAAGAUCUCACAGAGUUCUGUUGUUCCAGAUGAAGAUGGCAGUGAAUACUACUUGGUGGAUUUCCAAAAGAAAGUGUUAGACUCAAUGUUGGAAGCUAAACAGAAUUUAGAAAGAGAAACAACUGAAAAGACCAAAUCAUCUCAACCAAAUACAUCAAAAUUCAAUGAACAGCUGUCAUCAAAAGAGGAAGAAGAGUCAUCUUUACUAGUCGCAUCCGAAGCAUUUAGAGAAAAACUUAGAGAAAAAUGGGAGAGUGAAGCAAAUGAACUCUUACAGAAAUCUCAGAAUGAUAUUCACUAUUCUAACAUUCAGUUUGAUGAAAUCAGAAACCAUGGUGUGGGCUUCUUUCAAUUUUCAAAAGACCACGAACAAAGAGAAAGUGAAUUAGCUAGCCUUAAAAAACUUCAUAAAGAAACUAUAGAUGAGCAAGCUCGUAAAGACAGCAUUAAAGCUAAAAGAAAGACUCAGAUGGAGGAGAGGUUGGCCAAAGUUAGACAGAGAAGAAAUUUGAAAGAAGUGAAACAAGACAUUGAUGCUAAAGCCAAUACACAACUUAUCAUUUCUGAUUCUGAUUCCUGCAAACAACCUGUUAGCGCAGAGCUUAGCACAAGCAAAGAACUUGAUGUGCCUUCUGUACACCAAGAUGUCAGUACCAGUGAACAAACCAAAAAACCAAUCAGAGAGUGGGAUAGAGGAAAAGUUUUCCCAGUCAAGUCUUAUGUUGAGGAAAGAAGAAAAGAGAGAGAGUCAGACUUUGCUCCUCCAGACAGCUAUUUCACUAGUACUGCUUCCAAGGAAGACCUGCGUAGGAAAGAAAAACCUGGACCACAAAAGUCUUUCAUAGAUAGUAGUUCUGUCCAUAAGAAUGCUUUGAAUGGUCAUACAUUUCCAACAUCCUGUGAUAGUUCAUCUGAGCAGAUAUUUUAUAAUAGGAAUGUUUCCAAUGGUGAACAUUUCACUGAUCCAUCCUAUUGUACCCAGUACUAUAUGUCUCACACUUAUGGUGCAUAUCCCCAGAAUGCCCCGGUAGAUUACAGUUACGAUAAUACUCCAGCUUCUGUUACCAACUACCAGCCUCACAUUUAUCCUGCUUGGCCAGUGGCAACUCCAAUCUCUAGCACUUCAUUAGACAGUACUGCUGCCACCUACAAGAGUGGCUAUAUGCAGCCCAAGAAACCCAAACUUUCUCUAGUUGAUACAAGGUUUGUUCAGAAUGACAGUAUGGCAUCACUGCCACCUAGUGAUACUUCUCUACUAGAAGUGAAUGCUGUGAAUUACACCCCCGGCAGUUUCACUGCUGCUAAACUGAAACAGUUCAAUCAAACUACUGAGGAAAUAUCACAUAUGGGAAAUAGAAAUGAAAUUUCUAGUGCUCCAGUUAUGUAUACACUAAAACAAGAAGAGAACAAUUCAAUAUAGUUUUAUAUUUCUUUUGUUGUUAAGUCAGUUAAAAUUUUCUCUGAACUUAAUAAACUCGUCUUAAAAAUACUUAUUUUUAUGGAUUAUUAUUAUAUAAUUUUCUUAAAUAAAUCAUUACAUACUUAAAACUGUAACCCAA
Molecule: messenger RNA, 2019 nt
Organism: Biomphalaria glabrata
Lineage: Eukaryota; Metazoa; Mollusca; Gastropoda; Planorbidae
Product: coiled-coil domain-containing protein 174-like
Exons: 10
Coding region: 165-1880 (571 amino acids)
Cellular component (GO): nucleus
Source: RefSeq, a predicted model, not a curated record